Limulus polyphemus (Atlantic horseshoe crab) is the source of this 3309-nucleotide messenger RNA. Its product is annotated as mucin-4-like. Gene Ontology annotation, molecular function: phosphotyrosine residue binding. The record is from RefSeq and is a predicted model, not a curated record. NCBI's taxonomy places the organism in Eukaryota, Metazoa, Arthropoda, Merostomata, Xiphosura, Limulidae. The transcript is spliced from 6 exons. The coding region runs from base 298 to 2259 and encodes 653 amino acids.
CUGAAAUGCUUGCUUGUCUCCCUUCAAGAUCCAGUAUUCUCUCGGAAGAUCAGAUGAAGAGCUGUCACGUUUCCAAGCUAGUGUCAACCCCAUCUUUGCUCUCCCAACCUCUAUGACGUCUCACCGAAGGAAAGACGAAACACCCAUCGUCUAUCAUCAUAUUGUGAAGUUGAAGAAAAGUUCACACUUCAAAAGUUAAAUACAGAAAUCUACACUUUGAGUCAAAGAAUAUAACGUAAAGCUAAGACAAUGGAAGAGAUAAGACAGAGGUACUGGGAUUAGAAGUGGACAAUCUCAAUGGCUAGACAACUUUACGAAACAGCCUUCGACAGCAAAGUUCGAAGGGAAGUAGAAGACAUUGACAAGUUAGUUCAAAGUCCAGUUUUGUCAGAAAUUGGCCGAAGGAGACAUAGCUCUGGGCCAAGAUCCGGAUCUGCACCGUCUUCCAGCAGCGGGUCUUCUUCCAAUACACCUACUCAUCAACCAUAUCUGACAGCAAGGGAGUCUCCACGUAGGGGACCCUGCCAGGCUUUGCCUCAAUUUUUUCAUACCGAAAAAAGAAAAGUGACUCUUGUGCGGGAUAGUCCUCGUUCUUCACCUCUUCUUUCACGCAACACUCACACGGGUUCGCUACAAUUAUCUCGACCAGCAAAAGAAACAGAAUUCGAACUAAAGAUACAAGAGAUUAAACAUGGAUGUAAUUCACAAUCCCUGAACACUAAGACUGGUGAAAAGGAAUCUUCUUUCACAAAAUACAUCCCAGAAGAUUUCCUAGGAACAAGCAAGAUCUCCCAUAGCAAUCGGUGCUUAGUUUCUACUAAUGACGUCAACCAGAAGGAAAAGAUUUCGAACAAAUUGCUAUCUGGAUCAAAAGGCCAAGGAUUCAAACAGCUAAAUACUGAAAGUAAAAAGACUAAAUCAUUUGAGACAGUUUCGGGUUCGUUAGAUCGAAAAAACUCCAAAACGACUAAAAACAGCUCCGCUUCUAAACUGCAUAUUCCAAAUGGUGCUUUAUUAGAUAAUACCUACGCAGAUAGACCAGCUGUUUGUUCUUCUAUGAUCCACGAAAAGAAGCUUAUAAAAAACACUAAUACGUUUCGGGAUUCACCCAAGCAUUCCAGUGUAUCUGGACAUGAAACAAAUUUUUCUAAAUCUUUUAAUUCAAAUUUCGAAAAAGGUUCUUCAUCGUUAAGCUCAAAAGAGAUAUUAAACAACUCUCAGUUACUUAAACCUCACAAACAAUUACACUUUCAAAGUGAUCAAGAUCAUUCUAAAGAUAGCUCAAAACUCGACACGAAUUUACCCGAAAUAGACCAUCCUUCAACAACCAACAAAAAUGUAUCACAAAGCUGUCAACCAUUGAUCAGUAAAUCGCAAAGCUCUACAUCGUUAAAAGACCGACGCUAUUUGUGGAAUGAGUCAGAAUUACAACUGAAAUCUAAAAAUCUAGAUCCCGUGAACGAGAAUAAAAUAGCUGAUGAAAGCAAUCAUUUUAAGCAAGGUAUAAGCUGUAAAGAAGAUUCUAAGGAUGAAAAUGAAACUAAAGAUGAAUCUAUUUCAGUUCGUCCAGGAGGAAAGGAAGAAGAAAGUAGUAGAUCUGAAAAAGUCACUGCCCCUAAUGAUAAACUCAUCACUCGACCAAAAAGACCAGGAUCCCUUUCAAUUCCUAGUUUAUCAGGAAUGUCAAUACCAAUCCCAGUACGAACACAACAUAUUCAGUCUCCUCCUACUGCCACCACCACCACAUCUUCCGACAAAGACAAUACUGCUAACAAAGCAUCCACAUCUAAGGACUCAGGCGUACCAAAUCGGCCAACACUUAAUUUAAGUCUGAACCUGAACACAGCGAACGCCCCCAAAAGGGCUCGUCAGCAACUGUUUUUCAGUUUUGGUUGCCCGGUGCUGAGUGCUGUUGGUGAAACAGUUGAUCCUAACAUUCCACUGGAGAGACAAGGGUGGUAUCACGGGUCUAUAAAUAGAAUAGACGCAGAAAAGCUUUUGAGGAAUUUGAAAGAAGGAAGUUAUCUCGUCCGAAACAGCAAAAGCUCAAAAGGAAAAUUCUCUUUAUCUCUCAAGAGUGCCAAAGGCUUCAUGCACAUGAAAAUCGUCCACAGCGACGAGAAGUUUAUCCUAGGUCAAUUCGGAAGGCCGUUCGACAAUGUGCCGGAGAUGGUCCAUCAUUACUCCGUGAACAAGCUGCCGAUCAAGGGGGCAGAACACAUGUCUCUGCUUCACCCUGUCAUCGACCAGCUCCUAUAAAACUACAAAAGCCGAUGACGUAAAAAGUACUUACAAAAAACCUCCUCUUGAGUAAAUUUACUGAAUUUGAUCAUUAAGUGAAUGUUUCAACCUUGUUGAACAGUUUCUAGUUGUUAGAAUAGAACAGGCAUAUGGUUUGUAAGCUCAAGAGUUUCUUGUUACUACCAAGAAUUAUUCGUUACAUGUUGUACUAUACGUGAAGAUAUAUCCUGCUUCGAAAAUAGAAAAUGGGUAAAAAUAUGUGUGGAUGGAACUGAUUUUGUUUUAUAAAUACAAAGGCAUGAGUGCCAACUUCACAUUAGUAUUAAAGUACUGUAAUGGGUAAAAAUAUGUGUGGAUGGAACUGAUUUUGUUUUAUAAAUACAAAGGCAUGAGUGCCAACUUCACAUUAGUAUUAAAGUACUGUAACUAUUUGUCUCUUCGUCAGUUUUUGUUUAUUGUUCAUAAAUUAAGUAAAUUCAAUUAUAUCUUAAGUGCUACUGUAGUGUUUCCACAAACAGUGGUUAUUGAAGAAAAAAAAAGCAUUUUAUAAGUGUUCGUUUAAAAGAAAAACUAGAAAUAAACAUAAUAUUUCGUUGUAAACAGCAUAUUGACUACUUUUAACAAUAUUUUCUCACCGCUUUUGGAUGACAAAUUCGUAAAGAAACUUUCGUUUAAAUCAAAAUAAUGUUUUUUUUAAUAGAAAAGUUCAGUGUUUUCUUAACACCUGACUAAAUCGGAUACAUUAUUGAUGUGAUAUAUGUUAGAGUUAUAUAUGAAUGUGUAGUUUUAUAACGAUUACAAAAUCAUUUACAAACUUGUUUCACAGAAAGAAAAACUUAAGAUUUAAGAUCUCUGGAAUUUAAUUACAUACUUUACAAUAUUUUUGAUUUAAUUUCCAUAUGUAUAUAAAUACUCUUAAAACAACAAGUUAAGUCUAAUACAAUAUUAUACAGUUAUAUACAUUAAUUUUACUUUUAUAACUCAUUGAAUACUUUAUGCGAAUUCAUUAGGAAGAAAGAUAGUGUUUGAAAAUUUAAUGUAUAAAGAAUAUUAACGGUUAGAGACGGC